AUAUUCACCGGUCUUUCUCUAUGACGCUUGAGGCGCAUGCAACCUUACUAACUUUGUCUAUUUUGCGCAUGUAGCGCUUGGCCGCUCAGACCCGGUUUAUCUUGCCUAUCGUUCUCCUCACCUGUCUUGUGUCUCGGGACGAUUCGAUCUCAAAACGACUCAGUCCUUCCGAAGUCUGUUUCGAUAUAUGACUUUUCACCGAGUAACCAUUGCAUACUCAACACUUUGCAUGAGGAUCAUAUACUAGACCACCUCCGCUUACCUACGGUUUUGUAUCAUAUUCGGCUCACCGUAACGACGUUCCGGCGACGACCUGCGAUCAAAAGGGCCCGUGCUACUGUGCUUCCUUUCCAUGACUCUUUUCGCCCAGUUAUAUAAUUCAUCAUGUUUUGGCGUUUCGGAGGAUAUGCGAGUAUCUCCGCCAUCGAUACCCUGCUAGACAAGCCCGAUGUCACCCUUGAAGAGCUGUUGGAUGAGUCUGAGCUCAUCCAAGAGCUCAAACAAAAUAAUACGAAGCUCAUAGAAUUCUUACGAGAAGAUAAUGUUCUUAAACGACUCAUGGAUUAUGUCACUGCGCCUAGUCUGGUGAAUGAAGACGACGAAGAUGAUGACGAUCACGAGAACAAUGCGCAGACGAACAGAGAUGAUGAUGCAACGGAAGAGGCCAAGGGGGGUGACCCCCUUAAGGAUAUUCUGGACCCCGAAGACCUGGAGCGGGCGGAGAAGGAUCGCAUGAAGCGAGCCUACGUCGCAUGCGAAAUUCUGUCGUCGGAGAUAUGGUCGAUCGUGGAGUCCAUUCUGCUCAAUCCCGACAACUUACGAGAUUUCUGGGGGUUCUUGCGGCGCUCCUCCCCUCUGGACUCUGCUCAGGCGAGUUACUUUACAAAAGUGAACGAAACUCUAUUCGACAAGAAAACCAGUGAAAUGCUGGAGCUAUUCAAGUCAAUGGACGGAAUUGUACCGGCAAUUCUGCAGCACGUGGACAACCCCAUGGUCAUGGACCUUUUACUCAAAAUAAUCAGCUUGGAGAAGGUAGAAGGGGGCCAUGGCAUUGUCGAUUGGCUGAAAACCCAGAACCUCAUACCCACGCUCCUCUCAUUUCUUUCCCCGGAUCACCCUGCCUCGGUGCAGACCUCGGCUGGGGAUUUCCUCAAAGCUAUCAUCACCAUAUCCGCGAACGCAACACAGAAUGACCAAUCCUGCAUUGGCCCUAACAGCCUCACCCGUCAGUUGGUCUCCGUGCCGUGUGUGGAAAGUCUCAUCAAGGCCAUGCUGCAAGGUGGAAACCCUCUGACAGUCGGUGUUGGUAUCGUCAUCGAAGUGAUCCGGAAGAACAACUCCGACUACGAUCCUGAGAAUAUCAAUGGUCCGGACUCACUCCCCACCACAUACGAUCCGAUCUACCUCGGGAAUUUGCUUCGGCUUUUUGCCAAACACAUACCGGACUUCAUGGCGCUGAUCCAAAGCUCGAAACACACUGUGAACGACGGGGGCAAGGUGAGAAGUGUAGAAAGGGGGAAGCUCAACUCAGCUUGGGGUGCCAAGAUCGAGCCCCUGGGCUUUGACAGAUUCAAGACGUGCGAAUUGAUGGCCGAACUGCUACAUUGCAGUAACAUGGGCCUUCUGAACGAGCCGGGGAGUGACGAUUACGUACGGCAGCGUGAUGCUGAGCGCGAGAGGCUCAUGCGCGAAGGUGUCUUCAACCCGCACCGCGAAGAGACAUCGGCAUUCGAUGGGAACGACUCUACGGUGGAUUUUGUCAAUGGAUCCGUCAUUGGCUACGGUUCCCCUGAGGGCUCUAGAGUGCUUGAGGUCGCCAAUACGGGCGAGGAAAGCUUCGAGGACGUUAGCGCAUCCGGUGUUCUGGUCGACAAGGAGAAGGACGCUGAAGUGAAGGACACCAGCAGCCCCGAGUCCAAGCCGGAGUCCGCAGCUCCCUCGCAGCAUGCCCCGACAGAAUCAGCCGAAAAUGCUUCAAAUGGCGCAUCGGAGGACGGCUCACACGAUGAAAACCCUGCGAGUCAGGUUCGGGCACAUACGCCUACUUCCGAUCCUGUGUCAGCUACUGCGUCAGGUAUAGCGGAAGUUAGCCUGGGCGGUGGACAGACCACCAAGGAAGGCCAGCCAGCUGCAGAAGCGGCUUCCAACGGUAUGGAAGACCAGACCACGGCGUCUUCCCAAGCCGAACAGGAAUCGGCUCCUCUCGUAGACCAAACAAAUAAUCAACAGAGCUCCUUGACGCCUGAUACUGCUGGCCAGGUCGGCGAUGCUUCAAGCUCAGUUCCACCCGCUUCCGACUCGGCGCCAAACGACGGUGAUGUGCCGCGACAGCUGCACCCAGAUGUUCAGAUCGAUUCCAACGGGCAACCUGUUGUUGGUGACUAUCUCAAGAUUAUGUUCGUUGAAAACAAGGUGGUACCAACUAUUUUGGACUUCUUUUUCCGAUUCCCCUGGAACAACUUCCUUCACAACGUUGUCUAUGAUGUUGUCCAACAAGUGUUCAACGGUCCCAUGGACCGCGGCUACAAUCGUCUGCUGGCCAUUGACGUUUUUGAGACUGGCCAAAUCACCCAGAGCAUUAUCGAAGGCCAAAAGCGCAGUGAUGAGGCGCAGCGAACCAAACAGAUCCGACUAGGAUACAUGGGCCACUUGACGUUGAUUGCUGAAGAGGUUGUGAAAUUCAGCGAACGGCACCCGCCCGAGUUGCUCUCUCCUACGGUUAUGGAGAAUGUGCUGAACCCUGAGUGGAUAGACUAUGUUGAGCAAACGCUUUCUGAGACCAGGGAGCGCGACAACGCCAUUCUUGGAGGGGUGCGCCCUGACAUGUCGAUUGGACAUCGCCAAGGCAUGCUCAAUUCCGGCCAGAGCGCGAACACAUCAUCGGCGCUUGCUGACGCUGGCCUGAAUGGCUCGGUGGGAGGCUCCGGGUUCCAGGGCUUUGACAUGAUGAACCAAGGAAGUGUCUCCGGCGGAGCUUUCGGGCUAAACAGUGGUAAUUCCCUACUAAGCGGGUUCGCUAGCUCCAGCGAUGACGAUGAGGAUGAGGAAAUGGAAGAUCAAGACGAUCGGAAUAUGGCCGAGCCUUCUGCUGAAGGCGGCUCUGACAAUGUGGGUCAUCACCUUUUCACUGAUGUCGAUAUGCGCGAUGCUUGACGCAAUCCUGGAUAUCCCUCUCCUCCCUACCCUUUACCUUCUUCUUCUGCGGCCAUCUUUGCAUCAUUUGGUACACCCUGUGUUGGUUGAUCUUUCUUUGGAUUCGGGCCUUGGGCUGGUAUACAUUUCAUGCUGCGGCUGGGAUAGCGCAUGAUGGACGAGAGGAGCGACGGAGGUCGUGGAGGGCCUUGCACAUAGAGCGUUCUCCGGCGCUUUACUUUACGUAUGAAGUCAUUCUAAAGAACUCCUGCUCCCCGCUAUCAUGUUGCAACUUUCUGGAACUAAGCAUGUGCUUGCCGGUCACACCAGUAGUUUCU
This is a messenger RNA of Aspergillus neoniger CBS 115656, 3470 nucleotides long. RefSeq names its product Sit4-associated protein. Gene Ontology annotation, cellular component: cytosol; nucleus. The coding region runs from base 385 to 3153 and encodes 922 amino acids. Gene Ontology annotation, molecular function: protein phosphatase binding; protein phosphatase regulator activity. NCBI's taxonomy places the organism in Eukaryota, Fungi, Ascomycota, Eurotiomycetes, Eurotiales, Aspergillaceae. The record is from RefSeq and is a predicted model, not a curated record. The transcript is spliced from 3 exons.